GCAACGCUCGGCGCCGCCUUUGCUCUUUCGUAUUGCUCCCCUUGCUCGCAAUCCUAGGCACGAGCUAGCUUCGUAUCAUCGUCGGCAGGAUCACCGAAUCACGACUCGAAGGACAAACGACGUUGCCUCAGCGCACUCUUCUUGGCGAUUGCAUCAACAUACGCACGUCCAAAGAGGUCAAACGCGUAGCCACGAUAAUCUCGACGCUGCACCUGCCGACGACACCAUCUACCUCUCGACAUCCUCGACGAAGCUAGAAAGACUGUAUCAUGGCUCGUGACAGGCUCGCAGCAAUGAGGGCGCAGCAGGCAGGAGGCGGUGGAGCUGGUGGUUACGGUGGAUACGGAGGUGGUAACAACGGCUAUGGCGAGCACGCUUACCCGACACAGCAGACGGGUUACACGCCCGGCGGGUUUGCGGGUCAGCAGCAGCAGGGAUACGGGCAGCAGCCGCAGGCCGGCUAUGGGCAGCAGGGUGGUUACGGUCAACAGCAAGGUGGAUAUGGUCAGCAGGGAGGCUAUGGCCAGCAGCAAGCUGGCUACGGUCAACCUCAACAGGGCUAUGGCCAGCAGCAGGGCGGCUACGCGCAGCAGGACCCCUACACCGUCCCUGCAAAUGGCGCCGCCAACAACUACGAGAUGCAGGAGAAGCCUGGAGGAGCCGGUGACAUGAAUUCCUUCUUUGGCGAAAUCUCAGCCAUUCAGGACAUGAUCCGCCAGAUCGAGGACAAUGUUCGUCGCAUCUCUGACCUGCACAACCGCUCCCUCAACAACGUCGACGAGGCUGCCUCGCAGCAAGCUCACGCUCAGCUGUCCGGCAUCUCGUCAGAGACGUCCAAGCUGACGAACACGGUCAAGAACCGCAUCAAGAAGUUGGAGGCGCAGAACAACAAGGUGCCAGAGGGAGGAGACAAGAAUGUGCGAAGGACGCAGGUUGGUUCGCUGAAGAAUCAGUUCAAGGGGGUGAUCCAGAACUACCAGGAGGUUGAGCAGCAAUAUCGCCAAAAGUAUCGUCAGCGCCAAGAGCGUCAAUUCCGCAUCGUCAAGCCCGAUGCCACGCCCCAAGAAGUCAAGGCAGCGCUCGACGACGAUUCUGGCGGGCAGAUUUUCUCUCAGGCCCUGCUCAACUCGAACCGCCAUGGCGAGGCUCGUGGUGCGCUGCGUGAGGUACAAGAGAGACACGAGGACAUCAAGCGUAUCGAGAAGACCAUCGUCGAACUCGCCCAACUCUUCCAAGAGAUGGACAUCCUCAUCUCGGAGCAAGACGACCAAGUCAACGCUAUCGAGGCCACGGCAGUCAACGUCGAGCAGGACAUGUCCGCUGGUCUGGCCGCAACGGGCAAAGCGGUCAACUCUGCGCGUGCGGCGAGGAAGAAGAGAAAGAUCUGCUUCAUCAUCAUCGUCAUCACUAUCCUGGUCAUUGCGGCCAUUGUGGCUGCGGUGGUGUGCACAAAGAGCGACACGGCAUGUGGAAGAAAUGGGGGCAGCAGUGGUAGCGGGGGAACGCAACAGAGGCGUGCGCUGGCGCUGGGAGGUGGACAGGAAUACGGUGAUAGACUCGAGCUCUGGAGCAGGGCGCAGAUGGGGAGAGCAUUUGGUGUCGAGCAGUGAGAGUGAUCAUCACGCUCGUCCAAUCUCCGCUGCUGCCUCAUUCAGCCUUUCAUUUCUUCUGUUCAUCUUGGCCAGCGGCGCUCCUAUUUCGCCGUCCUCUUUCUUCCUUGUUACUCUUGCCUCUUGUCUUCCUCCACACACACACGCUCACGCACACACACUUGCACACACACUCUC
This is a messenger RNA of Jaminaea rosea, 1787 nucleotides long. Its product is annotated as t-SNARE. Bases 270 to 1610 code for a protein of 446 amino acids. Gene Ontology annotation, molecular function: SNAP receptor activity; SNARE binding. Gene Ontology annotation, biological process: vesicle fusion; intracellular protein transport; exocytosis. Gene Ontology annotation, cellular component: plasma membrane; endomembrane system; SNARE complex. The record is from RefSeq and is a predicted model, not a curated record. Lineage: Eukaryota; Fungi; Basidiomycota; Exobasidiomycetes; Microstromatales. The transcript is spliced from 5 exons.